UGGCUUCUCAGCGCCCUAAGGGUUUGGCGGCGCCGUGAUGCUGCUGGUGAUUCCCGGGCGAUCUCACCUUGCCGCCGAGAAGAUCCUCGCCAUAGGAGGGUUCUUCGUGGAUGAGGUGAUGCGAGCAGCUAGUCAGGAUCUCCUAGCAGGAGUGUUUGCUGUCAGAAGGGAGUUGGACCGAUCGAUCGUUCAAGAUCAGGCGCGUAAACUUCACCAUGAAGGAUGAGUCUUCAGAGGGUGGACAAGAUGCCGCGAGUGUGGGAUGCCCAAACACACCGGCAUCCAACAGGCGGAUCUAGUGGGAAGAACAUACCACUGGAUGGCUGGCAACGGAUAACCCACAUUCUUGGGGAUUUGCGAAGUUCAGGCUCUUCAGCUGGGCCAAGCUUAGCUUGUCAUCCUAAGUCGUCCCGAUUUUGGCAAGCCGAUGCUAACACAAGGCCAAGGGCGUCGAAGUCUAGGUGGCCAAGGCACAGGAGGUCGGAGUUGGACACCCGGAGAACUCAAGGUGGAGCACAAAAGAAGGACUUGCUGGAUGAAGUUUACGCAGAUUUCGUGGAUAAAAUCGAAGAUUGAGAACAAGUCACUCCUCGCCCGCUAUCUGCGAUAUUCGACUCUGAAAGAAUACGCACAUUGGGAAUAUAAUCAUCGCUGAUGCAACGAAGAAUGAAGAAAUCUUCUAUGCUUCCUUUGAAAGCACAGACUCGUAAGCUCGGGGCAGAAACAAGAUUGCUUAGGGACUGGAACAUCUCGGGAGAGCCAACUCGGUCUUUUUGAUACAUCAGAGGCAGAAAUGCGUCAACUUGAAAGAGUGAAGCGGAAGCGGGGGUGUUAUUGCCGUGGUGAUGGAUAAUGCUUCCAACAUGCGGCUAGCCGGACAGAUGCUUGAGACGCUGGGAAUUUGGAGUGUUCCCUGUCAGUGCCAGGCACUGAACCUCGUACUCGGAUUGUCAGGCGCUCUGGACUUCAUCAAGGAUUGCAUUGGAAAAGGGAUGGCAUUGUUCAUGUAAGCGAAGAUCCAACACAUCUCCUCCACUUGUUCAGGCGGCAGGGAGCAUAUCAACGAAGCUUGGCUCGUAAUACUACAUGCUGGAACGGCUGCGAGAAGUUCGCGACUCUUUGAGAGUAAUCUUCCUUAGUGGGGACUUUAAAAGCGUGGCUCAAGCAGCAGCCAAGGGCAGUGAUGCUCAGCAAGUUCAGGACCUCUUUCAUAAGAACAAGCAGGUUGCGGUUCAGUUUUGGCAGCAGGUGGACAAGAUUCUUUUGUUGAUGGAGCCAGUGGUACGAGCCAUCAAGUUUUUUGACAGAUGCACACCAACUAUGGGAUUGGUCUGGCAAGCUUGGAAAUACAUAGCCGACAAAACAUUCCAACACCUUCUUUGCCAGCAGCGGAGAAGGAACUUGUGAUGGCUGUGCUUGGACAUCGGGUUACCUCAAAGAUAUUUAAUAAGACAUCGACUAGAGGCCAGCAGUCAAGCGGUUUUAUCCAGACAACGAAGACUUCAUGCGGUUUGCUCGCGAAUGCAAACCGGACCUUUUGAUCCUACAAGCUCCGGACUGGCUGCGCGUUUGUUCGAAGAUCCAGCAGCAGUAGCCGAUCCCUGGAAGGCGUGGGCAAGCUGCCAAGAAAUGGAUUUGCACGUACCUUUUCUUUGGAGGUUUGCAUGCAACGUCUUGGCCUUGCUUCUUCUAAUUGUGCUGCAGAGCGUAACAUCAAGGCAUAUGGAAACGUUUUGACUCUCAAACGAAACAAGGCGCAUCCAAAAGCUCGUGAAUAUCUACCAGAACUCUCGUCUGUGGAGGAAACGGCAGCAGUCCAUUGACAAAUCCGUGGCUAAGCAGACUGGUGCCGAAUUUGAUGAUGAAACAACAGGGCCAAGGGCUUAUGCUGAGGUUGACGCUGAUGAUUCCUUAUAUGAGAGCGUAGACGAGCACGACACCGUUGAUAAAAGGGCUAGUAAGUUAAAGUUGCAUAGUUUUUUCUUAGAACUAAGUAAGGACGGUGUUUUUCCGCGGCGACGAUGACGAAGUACAGUUGGGGACAUUAUUAAGGGAACCGGAUGGUUCUAGAGACACAAGCAGUAGCCUGCAACGAGGAGCUUGGCCUUCUCCUGAAAUGGAGAAACAGAAGUGCCAGAAGAGGCGCAGGAUGAUUGAUGGAGGAGCUGCUGAAGUAGCAGGAGAAUAGAAAUCUUUCGAGCUGGAGCCAACUCCAGGUCCCUUAGCUCCAGCUCGGACUCAGUCGGCUCAAGCUCGUGCUUCUCCGGCAGCUCACGCAGCUGCACAAGCUUCUUCGGCUCAAGCAGGAGAAGAAACAAACCACAGAAAAGUCGCAGAUUUAUAUGUACGUUCAAGGCCGCUGCGACAGUGUCGAAGACCGAACAAGUUAUGGAGGCCUGGCUCGACUUUGACAAACGAGUUCCUUGCGCUGUUUAAAGCCGACCACCAUGACAUCGUCGACUCUGAGUGGCGCAGACAAUGAGAAAACGCUGCUUCUCGAAUAUUCCAGUGGUGAUAAGAAAAAGCCCGAUUGAGCAGCGGCGAGGUCGAGCGCCAUGGGGAGCCUGGAGGAGCAUCAGCCCGCUUUUCCACCGUCCGACAUUGUCUUCCAACAUCUCAUCGUCCACAAGGCGGCGCAGCUCAAGGAAAAGCCCGAUGGCACCGUGCUCAAGUUUGGAGCUCACACCACAGAUCAUAUGCUCCAGAUCGUGUGGAAGGAGGAGCUGGGCUGGAUGCCUCCCAAGAUCGUCCCGCUUGAGCCACUCUCGCUCCACCCUUGCGCUCAGGUUCUACACUACGCCACCGAGUGCUUCGAGGGCAUGAAAGCUUACAAAGACAAAGAGGGACGCAUUCGCCUCUUCCGCCCCGACAUGCAUAUGAAUCGCCUCGCCAGAUCAGUCGCUCGCCUCGCUCUUCCCAGCUUCGACAAGGAGGCUUUACUGAGAUGCAUCGAGGAGCUCCUUCGCGUGGAGCGGGACUGGAUUUCCGACGUCGAAGGAUUCUCCGUUUACAUCCGUCCCACGGUGAUCGCCACCCAGCCAUCGCUGGGAGUCCAGCAGUCACGGGAGGCAUUGCUCUUCGUGGUUUUGUCUCCGGCUGGAUCAUCCUUCUUCUCCGCCUCGUCGACGUCGCGGCUGGCCCCGAUCAAGCUCCGGGUCGACACGCAAAACACGAGAGCGUUCCCGGGAGGAGCUGGGGACCGGAAGCUGGGGUCAAACUACGCCCCAACCAUUGUCCCGCUGCUCGAGGCAGCAAAGCUGGGAUGCUCGCAGCCGCUGUUUGUCAUGGACGACAAGUAUGGAGGAUUCGUGGGAGAAGCUGGAACCAUGAAUAUCUUCUUCCUGCUUCGCUCUGGACAGGACACAAUGGAGCUUGUGACACCGGCUUUGGACGGCACCAUUCUUCCUGGCGUGACGAGAGACAGCGUGCUCAAGCUCGCGACCAAGAUACAAGGACUGGAAGUCUCCGAAAGAUCUCUUCGAUUCUCCGAGAUCGAGGCGGCCGCUGGACAAGGCAGGCUGGUGGAAGCAUUUGGAACAGGAACAGCGUGCUUGAUCCAGCCAGUGUCCGGGCUUCUCAAGGAAAGCGGAGUGAUGAUCGAAGUCCCGUUUGAUUCCAAGGCCGCAAACGAUGCGAUAGCGGCGGCUCCGGGAAGUUUGGAGCUGGAGAAGGAGCACGUCGAUCGCCCAGGCUUCAACCUCUGUGGUUUCCUCGUGCGAGCACUGAUGGAUAUCCACUAUGGUCACACGCACAGCGAAUGGUCUCGCGUGAUCAUCGGCUAAAGUUCUCACCUCUAUCAAAGUUUUGCUCGAAAGACUUUCAAAGCUCUAGUAUAUCCAAGAAUAUACUUGGAUAUUCAUUAAUCUAACGGCUCUAAAGAGGAAAAGAUUUAGGGUUCUUCCCCGAAA
Molecule: messenger RNA, 3908 nt
Organism: Selaginella moellendorffii
Lineage: Eukaryota; Viridiplantae; Streptophyta; Lycopodiopsida; Selaginellales; Selaginellaceae
Product: branched-chain-amino-acid aminotransferase
Exons: 11
Coding region: 2556-3782 (408 amino acids)
Biological process (GO): branched-chain amino acid metabolic process
Molecular function (GO): branched-chain-amino-acid:2-oxoglutarate transaminase activity
Source: RefSeq, a predicted model, not a curated record